This is a messenger RNA of Caenorhabditis bovis, 1605 nucleotides long. Lineage: Eukaryota; Metazoa; Nematoda; Chromadorea; Rhabditida; Rhabditidae. The record is from the annotation of a GenBank genome assembly.
AUGACUGCGAUCUACGAUAUGACUCGUCGUGUUACUAUGCACGACGUGAACCCGGAAAAUAAUGCAAUGUAUGAUGAAAUGGAAGCGGAUAACGACGAGUUCUUUAAUGAUGGUUCUCAUCAAUAUCAGGAGAAAAGUUGCUAUACCAUCGAAAAACUUCCUGACAAAGUUCUUCUUCAUAUCUUUCAAUAUUUAUCGCCAUAUCAGAUUAUUCAUUCUGGUCAAGUUUGCCGUCGUUGGAGGCAGGUCGCAUGCUCGCCGUCAUUGUGGAGAUUUGUGUCAUUUCGCACCAAUUUUGGAGGAAUUCAAGUAAGAGAUCAUGAUCAUUUCAUCAAUUUGAUUGGGACGCGAUUCUCGGAGCUUCGAAUUGUGGAAUUGGCGACCGAUCUCAUUACACCACAAGUUCUUCAUGAGCUCUCCAAUAAAUGCCCGAAACUUCAAUAUCUCACGUUAGAUUUUUCAACAGCAAUGCAGCUGCACGAUUUCACCGAUCUUCAAACGUUUCCAUCACGUCUGAAAUCUCUCACACUGUGCCUUUCGGAGAACAUCUUUCUGGAAGGAUUUCUACGCAAAGUUUACACUUUCAUCUCUUCCGUCGAGGUCCUCCAUAUCAUCGGCACCUAUGAGAAAGUUGAAGAUGAGGAGGAAGAAGUGUAUGAGACGGUGAAUGUCUUUAAGCUAAAACAAUUUUUGCCAAACUUGAGAGUUGUGAACCUUUGGGGAGUGCCGUUUAUCACCGAUGAACAUGUGGAUGCAAUUUCAUCGAAUUGUGCACAUCUGGAAUGCCUUUGCGUGAACUAUUGCCCGAAAGUUACGGGAUCUUGUUUGAAGCUCGUGCUCCAGAGAUGUCGUAAAGUCAAAACUUUAUUCCUUGCACAUACCAAAUUGGAUAGUAAUAUUAUCAAAACUAUCGAUUGGGAUAAGACGAGAAUCGAAGAGUUGGAUGUGAAGGGAACCGAAUUAAGCUCCGAUGCUCUCAUUUCAAUUUUGACAAGACUUCCGCAUUUACGAUGGCUUGAUGCUAGCUGGCUCGAGAAUAUGACCGAUCAGGUUUUGGAAGCGUGGCAAAAUGCCAAUGCUAUGGGAAGCCUUCAAUUCCUUAAUUUGGAUACCUGCGAUUCAUUAAAUGAACAGGCUUUGGUCGACAUGAUCAAGCGACAUGGCCACCAAUUCCACGGUCUUUGUUUGGGUGGCCAACAUAAAUUGCUGGAAUAUUUCUGGAUGAACAUGAUGCCCCAGUUAGGAAAUGUUCGAGUAUUGGUAAUGGGAAUCGCAGAGGAUUGUUGCCCAAAAGUGGUCGCAAAAAUCCACAUCGAUCAAUUCAUUGAUUGUUUGGCUCAAAAUUGCCCAAAAUUAACGAGAUUGGAAAUCCGCUGGGACGAUGAGACAUUGAGAUUCUCAGAUAAAUCGAGCAAAUUCAUUGAUGUACUUCGAAUGAAAUGCUUGAUGCUCCACUCAAUUGUCUUGUCUGACGGACAAUAUUAUGAGCUCGUUCGCUCAAAUUUCGAAAGAGCUGAUCGAAUGUCGGUUGUUCGAACCACUGAAAUGUGUCGCACCGGUUUGCUCCACUGCUCCAGAUAUUUCAAUCAGCUUCUUUUCAACUAA